AACAAAUAAAGUAGAAGAAAAUAUGAGUAAAAACACAAAGUCAGAAAUACAUUAUAUUAUUGCUGACAGUUUAUUCCAAUUUCCAAAUAUGCUUAUUUAGAUGUUAAUUUAUGUCUCAGAUGUUCCUUUAAAAACAAAAUCAAUUGUUUGCAUAAAGUAAAAGGUAAUGGCUGUACAAUUCAUGUGCAUAGCCAGUGCCAUGCUAGGACACCAAUCUCAACUGGUAGAGCAUAGCAUUAUCAGUACAAAGGUUGUGAGUUCGAUCUUGAAUGCUUUGGUUAGAGUAACGAAUACACUAAGUCUGAGAAAUUAACAAAUCAGCACAAUGGCUUCAGUAAGAAUUAAGAGAAGAUCAAAAUUCUGCAGGUACUGGGAGAAACAAGCUCAAGUCUAGCUGGUAAGGUACAUAAGGUAUAUACAGCACCACGACCGUUUCCCCAUUUAAUGUGAAAUUCAGAAAAAGAUCAUGAACAGAUCCAUCUUCACUGCUUGGCAGAACCUUAAGGCAGAAGUCAGAGUUGAGACUACACAUAAGGUUGUGAUUGCUCGUGGAUCAAAGGUCAUCACUAGGGUUUCACAGCAGGUUGUUCCCUAGAACAAUGGUGCUAAAAGUCCAAUUAACUCUGUGAUGAGUGUUGAUCAAUUACUGCCACCGACCAACUGAUUAUUCUGUUCUCAGUCAAUAACGUUAGGUGAUGUCUACGUAAUGAACAACAACAUAAGUUUAAUACAGAGUAAGUUUGUGGACAUUGUGGGUCAAGGGUUGUGAGUGAGUGAAAUGGAUGAGGUGUUAAAAACAGUGAUAUGGGUCUCUGAGAUUAUAUAAAGCCAGGAGUGCACUCAUCCCGACUCGGGACGGCAUGAAAUCGGAAGCAUUCAGAUCUCUGAAGAUAUGCUAAUGUGAAUGUAACUGGAUCUACUGCUGGAACAGGUUUCUUAUGCAUAGCAAUCUUAUUAUGAAUGGUAAUAAUCCUAUUUUCACAUUGUGAUUUUUUUAUUGUGUUCAUAUUCUUUCAAGAAUGCCUGGUCUAACAUGAACUUGUUCUCUCUGCCUGUAGUGUCCGACCUGUCACAGACGUUUUCUCUGACCAUGUCGUGUUCCCCAGACAAUGCACGCUCAUGUGCUAAAGCUCCCGAAGUGGCUAGUGUCAGAGUUCAGCUGGAAAUGCAGAGCUUGUGGCGCCAAUUUGACCAACUUGGCACUGAAAUGAUUGUGACAAAAGCUGGAAGAAGAAUGUUUCCCACAUUUCAAGUACACAUCUCAGGCAUGGACCCAGCAGCAGAAUAUGUUCUCCUUAUGGACUUUAUUCCUGUGGAUGAAAAGCGAUACAGGUACGCUUUUCACAGCUCCUCCUGGCUGGUAGCUGGAUGUGGAGAUGUAGCGGCCCCUGGAAGAGUCCACUUUCACCCUGACUCGCCAGCAUGGGGAGCCCAGUGGAUGAAGCAGACCGUCUCCUUCGACCGCCUCAAACUCACCAACAACUUGCUUGAUGAUAAUGGCCACAUGAUAUUGAAUUCCAUGCACCGGUACCAGCCGCGGCUGCAUGUGGUGCUGGUUGACAGGAGUCGAAACAGCCAGAUAUAUGCUCACCGCAACUUCUGCACUUUCACCUUCCCAGAGACCCGCUUCAUCGCAGUCACCGCCUACCAGAACCACAGGAUUACUCAGCUGAAGAUAGCCUGCAACCCUUUUGCGAAAGGCUUUCGUACCGCAGAGCCUGAAAACAGGUCUGCUAAUUGUGACUCCACAUGUGAUUCUCAUCGGCUGUCGUUGCCAUGGAACAUGCUUGAGGGGGCCACCGUGAGGGCCACUGCCCGUGAAAACCAGAAGCUCCAAGAUCAACAGCAUCUUAAUCGUGGGUCCAGCCGCAUACAUAACCCCACAAGUUUAGAUUAUUCAAGCUUUCAUGAUCCAGGCCUGCAAACAUUAGAAAAUGAAUCACAGUUGUCCCAUAAUGAAGGCAUGUUCUACAGUACAGUCAGGAAGGAAAAUAAGUCACAUGAUAAUUUUCACACUGGCCCAAUGUUCUUCACAUUGCCCUGUCAGUGGGACAGUUUGAGCAGACCAGAGAGAAGUCUGAUUGGUUAACUAUUGUUCACUGGAAUUAACUUGAUACAUUUUGGGGUAAAUUCAAACAUGGUAACACCUAGAUUCCUUUGUUUUAUUGACACUCAUUGCACACAGCAAAAUAAAGGCAAACAUUUUCUGUGCACUUGUAAAAUGUGCCAAAACACAUGACUAUAGGACUAAAAUGUUUUUAUGAUAAAACUAUACAUUUCUUUAUGAUGUAUUACUACUUGAAACAUGUAUCAGGGUACUCUACCAGGCAUAACUACAAUGCAGAUUCUAUAAUACAUUAUAUAUAUUCAGACGUAUCCAGCGACAACUUAAUUUAAACUUCAAGUCCCACAAUGCAUCACCCUGCAUCUGACAGUAAUUGUGCGCUGGAUACGUCUGAAGCAGAUUCAUUAUAGCAAACUGACUCAUUUGGACAGAUUCGGUUCAUAAAAACAAUUCACAGUGUCAUUACAUUACAGAAAAUACAUUCAGAGUUCGCUGAAACGGGUUUUUAAUGCUACAUUUUCGAUUGAUAUAUAAAGAGUUUCCUGCCAUGUCACGUAGUUUAUGCUUUAUCUAUCAACCACACGAAGCUCUUUCAAUCGACUGAUUCAUGAACCCAUCGCAUAUCACUGUGACCGAAUCACGAAUAAAGAACCUAUUC
Triplophysa rosa is the source of this 2723-nucleotide messenger RNA. RefSeq names its product T-box transcription factor TBX1-A. Gene Ontology annotation, molecular function: RNA polymerase II cis-regulatory region sequence-specific DNA binding; DNA-binding transcription factor activity, RNA polymerase II-specific. NCBI's taxonomy places the organism in Eukaryota, Metazoa, Chordata, Actinopteri, Cypriniformes, Nemacheilidae. Gene Ontology annotation, cellular component: nucleus. Gene Ontology annotation, biological process: cell fate specification; positive regulation of DNA-templated transcription; regulation of transcription by RNA polymerase II. The record is from RefSeq and is a predicted model, not a curated record. Bases 1034 to 2089 code for a protein of 351 amino acids. The transcript is spliced from 7 exons.